GUCACAAUAGGGAAUAUGCAUAAAAAAUAAAAUGGCCUGAUUUUUUUUUCCCUAAGCUUUUAAGGUCGCAGUAUUACACUCAAUUCGUUAUUUCCUAAUUUAAUAUGCAUUUAAUUAUUUAAAACUUAAAUCAAAAAGUGAAAAAUUUACGCGCGUAAUUCAAAUUUGUAAAACGCCUCGUGACGUCAUAGGGCACAUUAUCGUCCUGUCAGUCAGUCACGUGUACCAACUCAACUGUCUGUCAAAGUGUCAACUCAUGGUAGAGGUACAGCUUGUGUUUGAGAACUUUGAGAGAAAAAUUGGUUGUAUUUCUAUACUAGCUUAGUUUUCUAAAAUAGAAAUAUCAAGCAUCAUCAAUAGCAAUGACGGACAACGGUUUUGUGAAAGCACAGUCGGAUAAUCUUCCAAAAAUAGAUGCAUUUAUGAUGACCACAUAUUUUGCGUCAAACCCAGAUUUUACAUCUGCUGAGGUUAAAGGAGUAAAAGCUGCAAGGUCUCAACGAGAAUCAUACGGCGAUUCAGCUGUAGGAUAUGUACAAAUUAAACGAGAAGGGAACUUAUGUGUAGUGAAAGCUCGCAUCACACCAGAGCACAAUGUUCGUCAGAAGUCAUAUGCAGUACAAGCUGUAUGUGAUGAAGCUGAAGAAACUGUAAUUUCUGUGGAAUGUCUGGAUUGCGCAGCACACUUAGGAGGAUGUAAACAUGCUAUUGCAUUUUUAGCAUGGCUUCACCGACGUAGUGAAGAUCCUCCAAGUACAAGCAUUGAGUGUUAUUGGAAAAAAUCCAAGCUUUCUUCAGUUGGUACUAGCUUGAAGUUUAUUAAAGCAAAAGAUAUUUGCAAAGCACCUAAAGUGAAUCCCGCAUCAAAUUCCUCAAGCACUGGCAAUUUUUUAACAGUAGUAAAAAAUAAUUGUGUGAGUGUUGGUGAUACAAAUAAUCAUCUGAUGAAAUUUUAUCAAUCUCCAAACAAUGCAGAGAGACUGUCGAUCCAUCAUUUGAUUCUUGCAAGCAAGGCUACAAACCCUGUUGAGUUUGUUGAAUAUUGCAAACUGGUAAUGAGUACAGAAGCAUGCGAACAAGCUGAAUUGAUAACUAAAGACCAAAAUGACUGUCCAUUAUGGCAUGAGCUAAGAUAUGGAAGAAUCACAGCUUCUAAGGCAUAUGAGGCUGCACAUUGUAAAGUUCUGGAUGGUUCCUUAACGGAGAACAUAUUGGGAGCAACCAAACUAAAGGACACAGAAGCUAUGAAAAGGGGGCGAUUUUUAGAAAGUCAGAUGGGGAAAGUACUGUGUACAGCAUAG
This is a messenger RNA of Spodoptera frugiperda (fall armyworm), 1301 nucleotides long. RefSeq lists its product as uncharacterized. NCBI's taxonomy places the organism in Eukaryota, Metazoa, Arthropoda, Insecta, Lepidoptera, Noctuidae. The transcript is spliced from 4 exons. The record is from RefSeq and is a predicted model, not a curated record. The coding region runs from base 363 to 1301 and encodes 312 amino acids.